AUGGAUGCAUUGAUCGAACCGUAUAGCCCAUUUAUAGCAGUAGUAUCAUCGAAAAAUGCAUUGAUCUCAAAUUGCAGCACCGUCGUGAAUACAGCUGUUGAAGCAGAAGUGAAGCUGGCUUCACGAAACCCAAAGAAGAGGGCCGGAAGGAAGAAGUUUAGGGAGACUCGACACCCGGUUUAUCGGGGAGUGAGAAUGAGGGAUAACAAUAAGUGGGUUUGUGAGGUGAGAUGGCCCAACAAGAAGUUGAGGGUGUGGCUAGGGACGCAUCCAACUGCUGAAAUGGCAGCCAGGGCACAUGACGUCGCAGCUUACGCCUUCCGGGGGCGAUCGGCGUGUUUAAAUUUUGCUGACUCGGUCUGGCGCCUGCCGAUCCCGAAGUCUAACAAUUUACAGGAUAUACAAGAGGCAGCCUCAGAAGCGGCGGAGGCUUUCAGACAAACGGAGGAUGUUGUCGAGAUUGUGGAAACGAAGGAGUUGCUGGAAACUCAAUUUAAAGUGGAUGAAGAAGAUGUUAUCGAGAUGCAGAAAUAUUAUUGCAGCAUGGCGGAGGGACUGAUGGUAGCGCCUCCUCCGACGGAGAGGUAUGGAAGUUAUGGGGAUAGCGUUGAAUUUUGUGCCGACGACUUUUUAUGGAGCUUUUAG
Lactuca virosa is the source of this 645-nucleotide messenger RNA. The record is from the annotation of a GenBank genome assembly. NCBI's taxonomy places the organism in Eukaryota, Viridiplantae, Streptophyta, Magnoliopsida, Asterales, Asteraceae.